Molecule: messenger RNA, 1869 nt
Organism: Penicillium salamii
Lineage: Eukaryota; Fungi; Ascomycota; Eurotiomycetes; Eurotiales; Aspergillaceae
Source: the annotation of a GenBank genome assembly
AUGUCCAAAGUGCAGCGGCCAUGGCCGCUAGUGGGCUGCUCAUUGGUCGCUUGCAUUUUGAUUGCGCUAGUAUACUUGCUUCAACUGACCCCGACCCCUCCGGGUCCCCUGGAUGUGCCUGAGCAUCAUCCGAACGAUGAGCGCGUUACUCGCCCGCGGAUCGAGCUUCAUCCGGAGGAUCAUAUCUACAGGACACCAGUGACACAACAUUUGAGUUGGCGAGUCACCUCUGAAUACCGCCGGCCGGAUGGUGUCUUGAAGCGCGUUUGUCUCGUCAAUGGCCUUUUUCCUGGACCAACGAUUGAGGCGCGAUCUGGCGAUACAUUAAUUAUCACUGUGGCUAAUGACUUGCCAGAAGAUUCGAUCGCUCUUCAUUGGCAUGGCCUCUCUGUGACCAAUGACAUGGAUGGGGCAGCAGGUGUAUCCCAAAGUCCAAUUGCGCCUGGGAAGCAGUUUGUCUAUAAUAUGACAAUCACCCCCGAUCAUAGCGGCACCUUCUGGUAUCAUGCCCACUCAGGAGUCUCGCGGGCAGAUGGCCUUUAUGGCGGGUUGAUUGUUCAUGCUCCAGCUUCCAAAGCAACCGUUAGAGGCUUAUACCCUAGAGCUCUCGGUGAAGAAGCCUCUUCUUAUGACAAAGAGCUAUUGUUAUUGAUCGGGGACUGGUACCAUCGAUCUGCAAAGGACGUUUUGGAUUGGUACACAGAUCCUGGGAAUUUUGGAAACGAGCCUGUUCCUGACUCUCUUUUGAUCCACGGGGUGGGGCGUUUUGCAUGCGAAAUGGCAGUUGCUGCAAGACCAGUCGACUGCGUCGCUCAGUCAACAAACAUUUCCUUUGGCUCCGAUCCUCAACGGAAACUCCGAAUUCGCGUGGUGAACACAGGAGCUCUUGUUGGGUUUGAUCUCCAAUUCAUUCACCACAGGGUUGAUCUGUUACAGAUAGAUAGCGUUGAUGUUAAACGCCCAACAGACCAAACCAUCAAUUCUCUCGGUACUCUUUACCCUGGACAGCGCAUGGACUUUGUUCUAUGGCCGACACAAGAUACCGGGCAUCAUUCUCCGAUGGCAGUUCGUUUGAAUCAAGAGUGCUUCAAGUAUGCCAAUCCGGCACUAACUCCAAAUCAAAGCUUUUCUCUUCAUUCCAAAUCUCCUUCCAUGCCAACAGUUGCAACAGAAUCCACAGUCAAAAUCCAUCAUUUGGACAUCCAAGAAGUGCCAUCUGCGCCCUCAAUAAUCCAAGCCAUUCCCCCUACCGCACAACAAACACAUGUUGUGUACACCAAAAUCCAAAAGAUGGCUCGACAUUCGAACAAGCCUUUCGGCUACUUCAACCAAACAACAUGGAGACAACAGCAAGACCCUCCUGUCCCAUUGACUUAUCUCCCACGAAGCAAGUGGGAUAAGAACCAGCUAGCGAUAUCCACAGGCUCAACUCCUACAUGGAUAGACUUCGUCAUCAACAACCUAGAUGAGGGAUCUCACCCGUUCCAUCUACACGGUCACAGCUUCUACAUUCUAGCAACACAUCAAUCCGAAUACGGCUGGGGCUCAUACAACCCCUUCGUCGACAAAGUUCCUCCCCAUCUAUCCUCAGACUCAGCCUCAGUCCUACAAGCUGGAGCUGAUUCAGCUGGCUUAAAUAUUGAUGAUCCUCUAACAGUUCCGUAUGAUCUGUCUCGAGCCGCGUUGCGUGAUACUGUACAAAUCCCCAGUCGGGGCUAUGCAGUGCUUCGGUUUAGAGCUGACAAUCCUGGAGUUUGGCUUUUGCAUUGCCACAUUCUCUGGCAUUCUGUGACUGGCAUGGCUAUGCUUAUCGACGUUCAGGGCAAUCCAGCAGGUCUGGUUGCGCAUAACGCGUCGCCAUCGCGGUGA